AUGUCUCAGCAAAACAAUAUAAAAAAACACGAUGAUCAAGAGACGUUUGCUGCAAUGAAAGAUCAGUUGAUCCAACGUAAAAAGUUACAUUAUCGUUGCCGUCACGUAACCGAUUCUAUGUGUUUGAUAGCCGUAUUUGGUUUGGUGCUGAUGAUCAUCGAUACUGAAAUGCGAUUAAAUGAAAUAGAAACAAUCAUCAUCGUCAUUAUUCGACCAUUAAUUGGUGUCUCAACGGCAAUUCUAGUCGGACUUGUAUUUUACUAUCAUUCACUUAACAUGCGGUUGUAUGCUAUCAACAAUCAUAUUGCUGACUGGCGUGUCACUAUAACGAUUUCAACAAUUGCCAUUAUCUUAUUCGAAGCUUUAGUAUGCGCUAUUCAUCCUUUUCCUUACAAAAACAAAGGACUUUCGAUAUUCACUUUGUUUAACAAAUCUGCUUGGAUUCAAAUGUUUCUUACAUUGCCAAUGUUUGCUCGUUUAUAUCUAGUUGCUCGUAGUGUAACAUUACAUUCACCACUCGUGAAUGCAGCUUCAUCACGAACUAUUGGCUAUCUCAAUCGAGUUCCUAUAACCAUUUCUUUUAUACUUCGAGCAUUGUUACAAACUUACCCAGCUGGUAGUUGGACAUGUGUCAUGGUCAUAACAUUACUUAUUGCCACUUGGGCAUUACGUGCGUGUGAAGCAGCUAUGUGGCUACCGAAAAUUUCUGUAUCACCACAACCAAACGACUCUACAUCGACGUUCAGCAGUGCAGUAUGGCUCACAAUAGUAACAUUCACUACUGUCGGAUACGGUGAUGUUACACCCCGAACUUACUGUGGUCAAGGUGUAUCUACCAUUACUGCUUUUUUUGGAGUGUUUGCUUCGGCUGUUCUGAUUGCUGUGUUUACAAACAAGAUCGCAUUAAAUCGAUCUGAACAAAGCGUGCUCGAUUUUGUUAACCAAAUCAACCGAGCCCGAGCAUAUCGAGAGAAGACUGUGCGAAUCAUCCAGUACUCGUUUCGAGCAUGGUUUCUAAAAAGAAAUGGUCAUCGUUAUCGAGCAACAUUUAACUCCCUUUAUCGUUUACACUCCGCUCUUGAGGAUUCACGUGAGAUCAAACAAGAACAACGAAAUGCAGUGAAUGGUACUGAAUCAUUACUGACAAUGCUCAGCGAUGUACAUGACGAGCAGAGAAACAAUGAUAAGUCACUUACAAAACUCAAAAAUCAUAUUGUGCAUCUCGAAGAGAAGAUAAAUGGAUUAGAAAAUAAAUUAGACGUUAUCGUAAAUAUGUUAUCGAAGAAUUCUCCUUCAACAUAA
Molecule: messenger RNA, 1302 nt
Organism: Rotaria socialis
Lineage: Eukaryota; Metazoa; Rotifera; Eurotatoria; Philodinida; Philodinidae
Source: the annotation of a GenBank genome assembly